AUGGCAGACUCAAAAGUUGAGGAUACAUCAAAGCCUGUUGAGGCAAAGACAGAGGAGCUACCACCCUUGUCCGAUCAUGACUUUAAGGCUUAUAACCGGCUGGCUGUUCAUAUGAACUUCUUUCACGAUAACUUCCGAAGAUCAUGGAACCUGCUGUGGAAUGCUUGCAUAAACAACCGCAGACCCCAGAGUAUGACCCUCAAGCAGUUCAUCAUGGAAGGUCUUCAAUUCGCAGAGCAUCUCACCGUGCAUCACAACAUCGAGGAGACGUACAUCUUCCCCAUCUUAGCCAAGAAGAUGCCCGAGUUCCGCGGUGGACGUGCUGAGCUGCUACGUCAGCAUAAGCAGAUCCACGCGGGUCUGGACCAUUUCGAAGAGUAUCUUAAAAAGUGCCGCACUGGAGAUGAGGAGUUUGAGUUGAGCGUGCUCAAGAGCAAGAUGGAGACCUGGGGUGAGGUCCUCUGGACUCAUUUGGACCAGGAGGUUGAGACUCUGGGUGCGAACAAUAUGAGAAAGUACUGGACGAAGGAGGAGAUAGCAAGAAUCCCCAUGUAA
Fusarium coffeatum is the source of this 555-nucleotide messenger RNA. RefSeq lists its product as uncharacterized. Bases 1 to 555 code for a protein of 184 amino acids. Lineage: Eukaryota; Fungi; Ascomycota; Sordariomycetes; Hypocreales; Nectriaceae. The record is from RefSeq and is a predicted model, not a curated record. The transcript has 2 exons.